UACACGGACAGGAAACCAAAUUACGAGGCGAGCGAAAACACCUGUACAGGUACCAAUCGAAAUGCGAAAUCCUAUGAUAUUAUGGUUGUGUCUUGCGGCGUCGACAUUUAGGACGUCGGUGGAAUACGAUGGAUUGAUAAACGCGUUGACCAGAGUAUUUGCACACAAUCACGUGCAAACCGUAACGGCUACCACAUGCUGGCCCACAGACGCAAACAGCCGACUACUAUUGGCACUGUCGUCGGCCGACAUAUCGGUAAAUUUCCGUCCGUCCCUGAUUCCAGUGCACGCAACCUGGUACAGAUAUGGGAUUCUGGUCGACGUGUCUUGCAGUGUUCAGAUCCCGACCACGUUAUUUCGGAAGGCUUCGAAACACAGACUUUUUAACAUGCAAAAUGAUUGGAUACUAAUAAACUCACGGCGAAACGAAAGUCGCGUGAUGAACACAUCGGCGAUUGCGCUCGAGACGUUCGAAAUGCAUUUAAGUGAAGCGUACGUUCUACCAGAAUCCAAUGUGUUCCUGUUCAUCGACACUGCCAGUGGGUGGGAAAUAUGGGAGGGUUUCAAAGUCGGUAAAAUGGAAAGAAUCCAAGUGAACAGACACGGGAUGGUGACGAGCGAUGGAAUUUAUUUUGAAAAAAAUGACUCCAUCUCGUUCAAGUCCAACUUACGAGGUAUCACAUUGAAGGCGACUACCGUGAUAUCAGAACCAAGCAAAUUCAAAGGGUUCUAUCCAUUUGCUGACACCGAUCUAGACACAUUCGCUCAGAUGCACUACGAUUUGAACGUGAUAUUACAGGAUCAACUAAAUUUUAAAAUAGAUCUAAGUAUCGUCAAUAGUUUUGGCUGGGAUAUGGGGAAUGCUUCGUUUAGUGGACUGACAGGUCAACUACAAAGAGAAGAGUGUGAUUUCAGCGGCAUCGGCGCAUUCAUGAGAAACGAUCGAAUGACUGUGAUUGAUUACACCGUAGGGACGUUUUAUAGACAAGCGGCAGCGUUGUUCAAACAACCACCACUAUCCAGUGUCCACAACAUUUGCAUUCUACCGUUCAAGUUCGAAGUGUGGAUGGUGACGCUUUUCACAUUUAUCGGAUUCACGAUCCUCAUCGCGUUUUUGUCCCGGAUGACCCGAAGGUUCAAGAAGGGCGAAGUAGAGACGCUUAACAUUUUAGACUCGGUUACGAUCGUUCACGGAGCAAUUUGCCAACAAGGCUACACAAUGAAUCUUAAUGCGGGGUCCAUACGGGUCGCUAUUUUCGUGCUGUUUUUGACUGCUGUAUUUCUGUUUACGUCGUACUCGGCCAGCAUCGUCGCAUUACUCCAGUCACCCAGCAAUUCGAUUAGGACCACUAACGAUUUGGUGGAAUCAUCGAUGACGUUUAGCGCACAAGACAAUCCGUACAAUGAUGUAUACUUCGGCGAAACGGACGAUCCACUUUUACGGAAACUUUAUGAUAAAAAAAUGAAACCUCACGGAACGCAAAAGUUUACAUUAGCAUCUGCAGGCAUAGCUAGAAUUCGAACAGAGUUUCAUGGGUUUAUGAUUGAUUUUGUAUCAGCAUACAAGUUAAUUAGCCAAUUGUGGCUAGAAGAAGAAAAAUGUGGUUUAUCGGAGAUUCAACUUUUUAAAUUGCCAAUGCUCGCAUUAGCGGUGGUUAAAAGAUCUGGGUAUAAAGAUAUUUUAAAACAAAAAUUAAUACAACAACAAGAGGUCGGACUUAAAAAUCGAAUCAUACGACGAUGGAUACCUGCAAAGCCGAUGUGUGAUUCUUCAAAUCGAGCCAAUCAGUUUGUCAGCGUUUCUAUAAAAGAAAUAUAUCCCAUGCUUCAGAUAUAUGGAUUUGGAUUAUGUAUUUCGAUCGUAAUUCUGUUUUUUGAAAUUGCAUACAACGUUUACACUGACCGGAGUGAAAAUCUGCAUAGCAAUACAUAUUUUAGUAUUUUUCGUUUUAUGUAUAAUAAACGAUAGACUUUUAAGUACAAGUAUUGAAUAAUAGUAUCACAAUUCACAACAUAUUUUGUAAUAUAAUGUUCAUUAUUUUCAAUCAUUAUCUGUGCAGGAUUAAGUUUAAUUGUAUGACCAAUAAUUUAUCAAUGUAAAAUUUGUCUUGAGUUUGUUGACUGUGUUUUCUUCAGUAUACCUAUAUAGGUAGUAUAUAUAUAUUCUAUUGUGUUAACACUGUUUGAAAAAAAAAGUAUAAAUGCAUUGUAAAGUGUGUACUUAUUACACAGGUUUAGACAACUAUAUGAAACCAAAAUAAAUUAAUAAUGUAUUAUGGUAGCAUCAGUCAACUAUUGUAAAAUGAUUUUUUUUUAAUAAUGUAACUCUAAAAAUAUGUCAAAAAUAGUUAAUAAAGUUAUUAAGUAGGUAUAUUAUGUAUAAUGUUUAUCAUUGAUUACCGUUUUGAACUAGUAAUUUAAGACGAAUCUGAGAUUA
Metopolophium dirhodum (rose-grain aphid) is the source of this 2437-nucleotide messenger RNA. Its product is annotated as glutamate receptor ionotropic, delta-1-like. The coding region runs from base 62 to 1969 and encodes 635 amino acids. The transcript is spliced from 11 exons. Gene Ontology annotation, molecular function: ligand-gated monoatomic ion channel activity. NCBI's taxonomy places the organism in Eukaryota, Metazoa, Arthropoda, Insecta, Hemiptera, Aphididae. The record is from RefSeq and is a predicted model, not a curated record. Gene Ontology annotation, cellular component: membrane.